Messenger RNA from Impatiens glandulifera, 1325 nucleotides. Its product is annotated as ethylene-responsive transcription factor CRF2-like. Lineage: Eukaryota; Viridiplantae; Streptophyta; Magnoliopsida; Ericales; Balsaminaceae. Bases 363 to 1214 code for a protein of 283 amino acids. Gene Ontology annotation, biological process: regulation of DNA-templated transcription. The record is from RefSeq and is a predicted model, not a curated record. Gene Ontology annotation, molecular function: DNA binding; DNA-binding transcription factor activity. The transcript has a single exon.
UAUAUAUAACCGCUGUCCCCCCUUUCCUUCUUCCUUGGCCCUCCACUCCCAACCGCUUCUGUACUACUCUGUACACUCCAUUACAGACUUUUCUCUCUCUACUCUCUCUCCUCGUUCAAGCUCUGAAAUCCUCCAUUUGUCAUUCCAGGGAUAAACUACACAGAGAAUUAACCUAAAACAAGCAAGAAUCACAAACUUUCCUUAAUCCCCUGUCUACCGGAAAAAAGGUAAAUCGUUCGUCCGGCCAAUCUCUUCAAUCUAUACGAACUCUUUCUUCUUCUCCAAGAAAUUCCAUUCCAUUCCAUUUCUCGAUCUAUCUAUCCAUCUGAAUAAUGACAUUCUGAAACCAAAAUCAACCGAUUAUGAAGUCCAAACCAGCCGAUUUCACUCAACAGAAGAAGGUUAUACGUAUAUCAGUAACCGACGCCGACGCUACAGAUUCAUCUGGCGACGAAGAUAACGGUUUCUCUAGAAACAGAAUCAAGAGAUUUACAAAUCAGGUUGUUAUUACUCAGACGACGACGGCGGCGGUUACUCGCCGUAACAAGGCGACGACGGUUAAAAUUCCGGUGAAUCGAACAACGGCGAGUCAAGGAAGGAAGUUUCGCGGCGUGAGACAACGGCCAUGGGGAAAAUGGGCGGCUGAGAUUAGAGAUCCAUUUCGUCGAGUUAGGGUUUGGUUAGGUACAUAUAAUACAGCUGAAGAAGCAGCUAUGGUUUACGAUAAUGCCGCCGUUCGUCUUCGUGGACCUCACGCGCUUACUAAUUUCUUAUCAAAACCGCUUCCGGUCACCGCCGACGGGUACAUUUCCGGCGAUGAAUCAUUAAUUAACCACGUUUCGUCGCCGAGAUCUGUUCUUAUAACUCUUCCCGGAGUUGUAUCUCCGGCGAAAGAGAAGAAUGAUUUGUACCUUCUUCCCGGAGCUAUGUCGCCGGCGAACCGGGAGAACGAUGAAAUGAAUGGAUAUUUCCCGCCCUUGGAUACUUUAUCGGAAAAUAUAUUUGAAUUACCAUACCCGGUUGUACCCGACCCGUAUGUUGAAACGGAUUAUUUAUGUCUUGGAUCUGGGUUAUUUGAAGAUAUUCAAGAACCGUUUCUUGUUUAUUCGGGUGGGGAGAUGGAGUCGGGUUUGGGUUUGGAUUUGGUGGAUGAUUACAGGCAGCUUCAAGAUAUUGAUGAUAUAUUCGGGUCGGAUCCUGUUUUAGCUAUGUGAGAAAUUUAGUAUUUUCUUUUGGGAUGAAUUAUGUGAGAAAUUAAUUAGGAUAAUAUAUAUAUAUAUAUAAAAGAAACUAUUUGUAAUGAUACGAUGUCGUUAUGAGCAGGA